Amphiprion ocellaris (clown anemonefish) is the source of this 1894-nucleotide messenger RNA. It is a transcript of the gene e2f6, whose product is annotated as E2F transcription factor 6. Gene Ontology annotation, cellular component: RNA polymerase II transcription regulator complex. Lineage: Eukaryota; Metazoa; Chordata; Actinopteri; Pomacentridae. The record is from RefSeq and is a predicted model, not a curated record. The transcript is spliced from 9 exons. Bases 132 to 1298 code for a protein of 388 amino acids. Gene Ontology annotation, molecular function: protein dimerization activity; RNA polymerase II cis-regulatory region sequence-specific DNA binding; DNA-binding transcription factor activity, RNA polymerase II-specific. Gene Ontology annotation, biological process: regulation of transcription by RNA polymerase II.
UUUCCAUUUCCGGGAUGAAACCCGACAUAAACAAACACUUUCACCGUGGUGGUUGUUUCUGAAUGCUGACGGUGAUAAACGGGGCUCGGAUGUGCGGUUACCUCCGGUUGGGCUGAGAAGACACGGUUAGCAUGGUGAAGUGUGUCGUGUCCGGGUGUCCGAACCGCGUGCAGGGCGUCAAUCGGGGCAUCUUCAAUCGACCGCAGAAGAGGUUCUUCAACUUCCCCAAAGACCCGACCAGGGUGAAGGUAUGGCUAGCAGCUCUGAGGGAACCAGAUAAGCAGGACUCUGGGGAGCAGCAGUUGAUCUGUGAAGACCACUUCCUGCCAGAGGACAUCUCCAGCAAUGGGAUCAAAAACGAUGCCAUUCCCAUCAUGCCACCCUGCCUAGGUGGACCCAUGGGCAUGAUCAGCCCCUGGGGAGCCGAGCUGUCUGAUGAAGAGGAUCAGUGGGGUGCUGCUGGUGAAGAUGAGGAUGAAGCUGUUGAAGAUGAAGGAGGACAGGAUUUUAAUACAAAGCCUUCUGCACCAGGACCUCUUGCAUCGGUGCCACCAAAACCGGAUCCAGGUGUUCAGAAGGCUUCAGGAGCUAAAACAACCAGUGACCUCCUGCGUCAGAGGAGAGAGAUUCAGAACAGGACAGUCACCAGACAGGAUGUGUCCCUGGGAGUGCUGACGGAACGUUUCCUGGAUCUGUUGCUGAUGGCUCCGGACGGCUGUCUGGACCUCAGGCAGGUGACUAGCGGCCUACAGACCCGCAGACGGCGAGUCUACGACAUCACCAACGUCCUCGAUGGCAUCAAGCUCAUUGAGAAGCAGUCGGCCAACAGGAUCAAGUGGAUAGGAAGCACACCAAUCUCCAGCUUUCUGUGGAGGAACCAGCAGAAGUUUAAGAGAGAGAUGGAGAACCUGAAGCUGGUGGAGGACACGCUGGACACCCUCAUCAAAAGCUGUGCCCAGCAGCUCUUUGACAUGACCGACAACCUGCAAAACUCUGCAUCAGCUUACGUGACUCAAGAUGACAUCAGCCGACUCAAAGCCUUCCAGGAUCAGACAGUGAUCGUCGUCAGAGCUCCGGAGGAAACCAAACUAGAGGUUCCUGCUCCUAAAGAGGACAGCAUCCAGGUCCAUCUGAAGGGAGGGAAGGGUCCCAUCAUGGUGCUGACAUGUGAUAUCGAGACAGGAGAAGCUGCGGCCAGAGAGAAGAGUGGCUGCUUCGUAACACUAAAGGAAAGCCGGAUAAGGACGUCCACGCUACACACAGAAUCCUCAAGUCCAAAGAGUGCCAUGCAGAACUGAUAACCACCAGCUGACCACCAGGAGACGCCAGCUGUCUUCAGUGUUUGGACAGACAGAAAAACAAAACACACAAGGCUACAGAGGUCGCCGGAUGUUGCACAAAAUUUCUGCUGAAACACAGCAAAGAUGGGAAGAUUGCAGAGAUGUACUGACUGUCAUGUGAAGGUUGACCAAGCUGAUACCCGUUUCAGCAGCUAAAACACACCAAAACCGUGACAAGGGAGCAGUGUUUAUAGAUUUAUCAUUUGCACCGUUUUUUUAGCUUUGAGGGAAAGAAGUCAUGUAAAGAAUGAAGGCGUGAGUGAUGUUAGUUUGACCUGGAUGCUUGCAGCUUUAUUUUUGUAUGAGAGACGAACGGGGGGAGUAAACUGCUGUGCCUCUGUACUGCAGAGAGUUUCUGGAGACCUUGUAUUGUAUAUUAUGGUUUGACUUCCUGAUUUAGGUUUGCUGUAUAAUAUUUUACUUCUGUUUGUAUUUUGUGUUUGUAAGACUCCUUUUGUCUUCUGAAUAUUAAUGUUUUCAUCGUGGUUUGAACAGUUUAAUAAACACACCUCCAAGAUGCUGUAAUCAAUAAAAAAAAUGUUACUCAUAUGAAA